Molecule: messenger RNA, 5125 nt
Organism: Salvelinus fontinalis (brook trout)
Lineage: Eukaryota; Metazoa; Chordata; Actinopteri; Salmoniformes; Salmonidae
Product: voltage-dependent calcium channel gamma-6 subunit-like
Exons: 5
Coding region: 2915-3766 (283 amino acids)
Biological process (GO): regulation of calcium ion transmembrane transport via high voltage-gated calcium channel
Cellular component (GO): L-type voltage-gated calcium channel complex; membrane
Molecular function (GO): calcium channel regulator activity
Source: RefSeq, a predicted model, not a curated record
CUGACAGCACAUACAAUGGAAUAUAACCUACUAAACCUUAAUACCACACCAUAUACAAUCCUUCUAGCUAUACUACAGCUAACCUAUAAUAAACCUUACAUUUCCCGUGUCAUGUCCCCUUUUCAGAAAGAACUCCAUGCCAUACACGCCAAAUAAGGCAUUAAGUACUCCUCCAAGCCUUAGAUAGCACACCAGACCAUCCAACAUGCUUCAGCUCUUCGUCAACUUUGAAGCCUUUUUUUAGUAAUAGCAAUGUAUUAUCCAUAGACCACAACAGCACAAGGCAACCCAACCCCAACUUUGUCCCGUAUGAAUCCCCCUCACACUGGUCUAAUCAUAUUACGCGUUAGGAUUCAUCCUCGCCAUGCAUGCCUUUUAAUUCUGGGGGGCUCAUUUUGUCCUGUACUGCAACCCCACAAAGCUCUGACUGGUAGUGCCAUCUUAUGGAGAUAAUUUGCUGCUACAGUCUCUUAGUAAGUCGCAGUCCGGGACCCUUUUCUAAUACUUCAGAAAUGCAUCCUUCCCUCCUACCUUCCUUGAAGUAAUCAGAGAUAUCAAUUAGUUGGAUUGGUGAAAGUAAUGGGGUGAUAACAUUUCUUACACCUAUCCAAUCACGUAUAAAUCUCUCCUUGCCUCAAGGACGCAAGGAAGGAAGGAUGCAUUUUCAAAGAUAUUUGAGGAAACAAGGAAGGAAGGAUGCAUUUCUGUAUUCGAACACGGCCCGAUCUCUCUCAUUACUUACUUAUCACAAUGCUGAGCACAUCUGACUGCAGCAUUCUGUCACUGACAGGAGAAUAAUUCCCCAGGUGAAUGAACGUUUCCAGUCGCAUAAUGACCAACUCUGUUGAAGCACUGUUCAGACCAGAGAGGUCACAACUACCCCUGCGUUGCAUUCUUAUAGACUAAUAAUGUUAUUAUGUGGGCCCAGAUAUACAUACCAGCAGUACAUGUAUUUUUGUUAAACAAUUAUUUGUUCAUACAGUAUGUAUAAUUUAUUUAUGCAAAACGAUUACAAUAUGACCUCACUACAUAGGUCUGUCCCCCUGAUCGGGGGUUGUGGUAUGGUGUUGAGGUCCUUAUGCCUAUGUUGUGUACUGUACAGUAUGUGCUUCAGGACAUGGGAUCUGAACGGUAUGUGCUGGUAACAGCCAUCCCCAUGCACUCACUGUAUAAGGUUCUGCAUUGGGCAGCGGCAGUAUAAAAGAUUUACAUGCAUGAUCACUUUUUUUUUUUUUUACUUUCCGAUACAGGAGAAAGUGACAUUUACUUUUGAGUCAACUUGAUUUUGAGUUUUUAUAAAUCAUUCACUAAUAAGUCUCCCCAGCAACAAUUGUAAUAAUGUCACCUUUAGAAUGGAAGACAUCGAGUACAUUUCUAACAUGUCCCCAUUUCUUCUUCCUCCUGCCAAGAGGACGCCUUUAUCUAGGGCAAUGUACAAAAGUCACACUUACUUUUGCAUAGCCGCUUUAUAUAGCCGCUUUAAAAUAGACUUUGCAUUAACUCAAGCAAUACAGGUUGGAUCUUGCUCAUGGGUACAUUACCGUUAAGUGGUAUAGACCCUGUGAAUAGAUCCUGCAAGUCCAGUUGCUUAGCUGUAAUCAGAUAAUACUGUCUCCUACAAAAACCCAGAUUGACCAUGGAUAAAUUGUGGCUUUGAAGUUGUCAGCAGAGGCAGAGUAUUUGGUUUGCCCCUUGCCGUUACUCGAUCUUGCUCCACCUACGUCACACCUUCAAGGCUAUAUGCAGAGUUUCUUUUUUGAAGUGUUGCAGCCACAAUUCUUUAAUCAACAAAAUACUAGCAGAAGCCCCAGGAAUUUACCUCCACCCCCUUUCCUGACACAACCUCGUCAGGGAUCCAGUGCCUCUAGUUCUUUUUUUAUGUCAUUAACAGGUGGUUGUCAAAAAUAGAAUGAAGAAACACACACACCAAACUCUCUCGUGUACACGCGCUCUCUCUCUCACUCAGACAAACACACUAUCAGGUGCAGGCACACGCAAACACACAUGCGCACACACACACACACAGUAACGGGUGCAUGCUCACACACACACACAUCCGCACGCACGCACACACGACACAGACACAGAGUGAUAUAGAGACCACACACUCGUGACGCAUAUUCUCGCAAAUACAUUUUACAGGGGCCAGCAAAGACAGAUAGUUCCAGCACAACCAUAUGUGCAUGUCUAAACAAACAUAUACACUUUCAAACACCACGUAGGCAUGUGGCCACAUAGUUACUAAACCCACCCAUUCAUCAACUCUCUGCAACACAAGGCUACUUUGGCCUCCACCCUCUUUCCACUGCCCAUACCUCCUCUCUUCCUCUGCGAUCCCUCUCUCGCUCACUCCCUCUCUUCGCCUCGCCCUAUUUCAUUCCCGAACUGAACCACACACACACACCAAGCAGAAUAAGCUGCUUUCUCCCUCCUGGCUUCUCCUCCAUAUCUCCGUUUCCCAACAUUUACACGGAAGCUACCUCUAUUUUUGAUAUUUUUUUCUAAUCUAUUCUAUCUUUUGAACCAUUUUUAAUUAUGACCCGCUCAUCGCAUACUUCUUCCAAACCACCUUUUACAUCAAGCUUUCAAUGUCUGGUGUUAAUACCUAACAAUUCAUGAUUUUAAUAAUUAAUAAUAUAUAUAUAUUUUCUGCACUGAUAACCCUUAACAUGCCUUAUCCUUUUUUAUGGUGGGUUUGGUAUGUUUGCUUUAUAAACUGAGUCAUCAGUGCUGCUAAUUCCCAUUUCCCUUCUUUCCCUCCCUCCAUUCCUCUUGCCUCACUAACCCCUGUCUACCAUCCUUUCUAUUGCUCCACUGCCACCUCACCAUAAACCCAUUCCCUGUCUCCUACACUCUCUACCUGUCUUUAUCCAUUAUUCAUAUAUUUUUUUCAAUCGUAAACAUCUGCAAAGCCAUGUGGUCCACCUUCUUUCUGCACGAAGAGGAUGGCAGGCCGAUUCCACCAGGGGCGGGAAUAGGACCCGGGGCAGGUACUCUGGGACUGACCGGUGUCAUGGGUGGCAGAGGGGCUGGGGCUGGUGCUAUGGGAGUUAAGCGCCGUGCAAAAGCGUCAACAUCAGGAGGCAUGAGCGAGGUCCAGGAGGGCAAGAUCAAGCUGGCGUUCUUCGUGGCCAUCGUGGGUGUGGUGUUGACUGUCUUGGGCUUGGGCACAGAGUAUUGGGUGGAGCUGUCCCCGCCCAAGAACUUCUACAACAACCAGACGUGUCUGGCAGCACACUACGGGCUGUGGAAAGGAUGCACCCGGACUCUAUGGGUGGCUGACAUAGACCCUGAGCGAGAGAGCUGUGGGCCGGCUGAACUGCCCGGAGAAUCUAACUGCACCUACUUCAAGUUCUACACCACUGGAGAGAAUGCCGUCCUCUUCCAGAAGACGACAGAAAAGAGUCUGAAUGUGGCGGCGGCCAUGAUGGCCCUCUUCGGUCUCUUCCUGAUGGUCACAGGGGCCAUAUGCAUCACCACAGCCCUCAGCAAAGGAGAAUCAUUCUUCCUCAAGGCUGCAUCGGUUUGCUUCAUUCUGUCAGGCCUCUUGAUUCUCCUGUCUCUUAUUGUUUUCAACCAAUCGGUACUCUCCUUCCUAGCCAGUGACCACUCGGUGCCGUUGCAUCACGAGUUGUCUUGGUCAGUAUCCUGUGUUGGGUGUGCAGGGGCCAUUCUUAUUUUGGGCGGAACCCUUUUUCUCUUGCUUGCGCUACCAUUCAGUCCCUGGCGGAGGUGUUUUCCCCCCAAAAAUGAAAGUGACAGCUAGUGGCGAAGAGGAGGUAUUGCACUUUAUCUGUAUUGUCUUAUAACUGUUGAGAAAUGGACGGUCUCCUGCAAUUUUACAUUGAAUCAUUUGAAGUUGUGUAGAGGGGGGUUCAAGUUGUUCAUCGUCUUGGAUGUUUUUUCGCUCCUUAUUUUGCAUAAAUCAGUAGGUCAUUGAAGGGACACUAUACUGUUCUUGACUUAUGAAAGGGGAAGAACUAAUGCAAUGCCAAAUUACUUGUGUGCUAGUCGACAGCAAAUGUUUUCUCACAUUGAAAGUGCAAAAUGUAAUGUGCCAGUAUGUUCCCCCCUCCCCAAGUGUGAAAUUCAAUUGAAUUCAAAAUCAUUUUAAUUUAACAAAAACAACAUUUUGCAGUUGUGUUUUGAAUUGGUAAACAUUACUUCAUUAUUUUUGCCAAAUCUUUGAUGACAUUCUGAUCGACAGUCUUAUUAGAGAGUAUAAUCCUUAAGAAGAGUAAUUGGGAUUCAGAUGUAUUGCACAGAAUGAAAGUACAGUACAACAAUUCUAGAGUUUCUAGUAAAUGAAUACAUACACAAUCUCAUGAUAUUGCAAUGUUUUUACAACUGCCUUUAAUUUAUAGAUGUGUAUAUAUCAAAGAGACAUUAGCCUCUAAAUCCAAAUGUUUUCAGACCUCAAAGGUCAAGAUUAGUCUACGUCCCAGGCUAUCAGGUUUUGUAGAUUCAGUUAUAUGUCACAAUAUAAAAAUAAGGUAAAAGACAAGCACCAUGCAAUUUCCAGAUAUGCAGAGCUUAUGUUUUCCGUUCAGUUGUGUAGUGUAAGAUGUGUGGACUCCUAUUGACAUUAGACUACUUUUGAGGUCUAAAAACAUCUGACAAAUUUUGAUUUUGGAGUCUAAUGUCCCUUAAAAUUUUAGAUACACCAUCUGCUCUUGGUGUGUGGGUGACUAUAUUAUAGAAAUUACAAUAAAUUAUUAAAACGGCACUGCCUAAAAACGUCUCUGCCUGAAAGGACAGGCAAUUUUAUCGUAAACCCUAUUGAAGAGGUAAAGUGCUACAAUUUAUUGUAGCAUUUAGGCUACUAACCAGUUAUAUAAGGUUGCAUUGUAAAUACAGUAUUCAAAGUCAUAUGAGCCAUUCAGUGUUGUAAAUGAAUGACGUAAAAACAUUUCAUGUGAUCUGUGUAACCCAAUGUCACACGUUUAUAAAUACUGUAAGGUUUUGUAUCUGUUUUGUCUUUUUCCAGUGAGAUAGUUGUCAGAGGUAAUCUGUGCAUAUCCGUAUUUCAAUGGGUAUUGAAAGGUAAAUUGUGUCUGUGGUUUUCAAUGGAAAUAAUUGCGUAUAUAAGACUUGAUUUAUUAUUAAAUGUGAAGACAACACACUG